This is a messenger RNA of Saccharomycopsis crataegensis, 1638 nucleotides long. It is a transcript of the gene SFP1, whose product is annotated as zinc-coordinating transcription factor SFP1. The record is from RefSeq and is a predicted model, not a curated record. The transcript has a single exon. Bases 1 to 1638 code for a protein of 545 amino acids. NCBI's taxonomy places the organism in Eukaryota, Fungi, Ascomycota, Saccharomycetes, Ascoideales, Saccharomycopsidaceae. Gene Ontology annotation, cellular component: nucleus.
AUGAACUCUGAGUUUUCUGUCAACAUUCAUCCAGGUGCCACUGGCGACACCGAAAUGUUUGACUUUGAUUUCGAUACUGCAAUGGCAAACGACCCUCCCUCCUUCAACCACAACAGCUCAUCCGCGAUGAACGUCAACAACAACAAUAAUGAUUUUGAUUUUGGAAACCAGAUGACGGCACCGAUUGAUAUUGCCUAUCAGAGAUCUUCUCCCUUUGGAUAUAGAGGUCAGCAGCAGUCGCAGAAUACCAAUAAUACCAACAACAAUAACAACAUGAGUAGCAAUGUGAACAGUAAUACCAAUGCCAACCACAACAAUAACAAUAUCAAUAACAUUAAUCAAUUUUUGAAUAAUCCAAGGCUCAGGAGAGAAAGUAUUGCCCAUACUCAGGGGAUGGGUGGUGUCUCCUUCGGUUCCUUGACUAUUGGUAGCUGGCUUAAAGAUGAAGUGUUAUUCCACCAUAACGGCGUGCUUAAUAGCAAUGGUAAUCCAUCCAAUCAAAAUAAUAAUCAAAAUAAUCCGACUUUCAAUAUAUUAGGCAACUUAAACAAUAACCAAAACAAUGCAAUGUUGAAUAUGAACCAGGAUUUAAUGAUGACCAUGUCGCCUCCGCCCGUCAAUUAUUUGCCGAACCUUGAGGCGGACUACUGCAAAGAUUACAGCUGUUGUGGUGACAUACUACCGACUUUACACGAUUUAUUAAAACAUUAUGAAGAAGCUCAUAUAUCAAUUUCCCCUCCUCUGAAUGACUUGGUAGUCAAUGGGGAUGGUCAAGUGACUUCUAAUAAUAGCAAGAAUUUAAAACGCUCUAACGAUCUCAUGGAGGCAGUAUCUACCAAUGAAGUUUUCUUGUCAAAUAAUGCCAACAACAACAAUCAUAAUAAUGGCAGUGGUAUACAGGUGAAUAACGGGGUGAUGAACCUUGAUAAUAAUCUUCUUGGUAAUGCUAAUAAUCUAGAUAUUAACCAAAUGCAGCAACCCAACAACUCGAAUUCUCUUUUCACCUUUAAUGGCUCGUUGGGCCACCAAUUGAAUAAUAUUCAGGAUGGCUCCAAUGUGAAUAAUGUUCUCAUGAAGGAUAACAAUAACAGCAAUAAUAAUAACAAUAACAUUCAUCAAUUUGGAAAUUAUCAGCUCAACUCAUCUAAUCUUUCAAAUAAUCUUUCCAAUCAAUUUUCUCAGAAUAAUCAAAACAUGAACAUGAACAAUAAUUCCAAUAAUAAUGCCAAUCAAACUGAUAUCGAUCUCCAGACAUCUGGUAUAAAACCUAAUGGUGAUCAUUCGUCAAAUAAAAAUAUCAAAAAGGAUGAGGAUGAAGAGAUCUGUAUUGACGAUCCAGCCCGUCACCUUUAUGUGGAUGGAGAAAAUCGUCCUUUCAAAUGUCCAGUCAUUGGGUGUGAUAAGACUUAUAAGAACCAGAACGGUUUGAAAUAUCAUAAAGCUCACGGACACCAAAACCAAAAAUUAUUUGAAAACCCUGAUGGUACAUUCAGUGUUAUUGAUCCUGAAAGUAACCAACCAUAUCCUGAUGGUAGUUUCAACUUGGAGAAGGAUAAACCUUUUAGAUGUGAGGUAUGUGGUAAGCGGUACAAGAACUUGAAUGGUUUGAAGUAUCAUAGAGGUCAUAGUACACAUUAA